Molecule: messenger RNA, 1701 nt
Organism: Eufriesea mexicana
Lineage: Eukaryota; Metazoa; Arthropoda; Insecta; Hymenoptera; Apidae
Gene: CstF50
Product: cleavage stimulation factor subunit 1 Cst50
Exons: 5
Coding region: 84-1394 (436 amino acids)
Biological process (GO): mRNA 3'-end processing
Cellular component (GO): mRNA cleavage stimulating factor complex
Molecular function (GO): RNA binding; protein binding
Source: RefSeq, a predicted model, not a curated record
GUGAGACCUUUCAUGCUUGUUGCAUUGUACCGGAAAAGAGUGACAUUCUCUGAUCCGAACGUGGAACACAGGAUUUAUACAUUAUGAAAGAACCAGAAGUGGAUCCGAAGAAUAUUAUAAAAAGCAGAGAACUACUUUACAGGCUUAUGAUCAGCCAACUAUUCUAUGAUGGACACCAAACAUUGGCUGUGCAGUUAUCAAAUAUAAUUCAAGCAGAACCUCCAUGCCCACCGUCUGAUCGUUUACUUCAUUUAAUGUUAAUUGGAUUAGCUCAUGAACCUGAUCGUUCUAAGAAGGACGCAAGUAAUUUAUCUUCCUUUACAUCAACUUUUGAUAAUACUUUGGGACCUGGCCUAGAUUUAGAAUUUGAGACAGAAGCUCAAACGCAAGCUCCAGAACCUGCACAAUAUGAGACUGCCUAUGUAACCUCACACAAAGGAAAUUGUAGAGCUGGAGCAUUUUCUGCAGAUGGUCAAUUGAUAGCAACUGGAUCAGUAGAUGCAUCAAUUAAAAUUUUAGAUGUAGAUAGAAUGCUGGCUAAAUCUGCACCAGACGAAAUGGCACCUGGUGAUCAAACAGGUGGUCAUCCAGUUAUAAGAACAUUGUAUGAUCAUUUAGAAGAAGUGACAUGUUUAGAAUUCCAUCCAAGAGAGCCUAUUCUUGUGUCUGGGAGCAGAGACUUUUCUAUUAAGCUAUUUGAUUUUAGCAAGGCCAGUGUUAAGAAAGCAUUCAGAACUAUUACAGAUGCAGAUCAAAUACGAUGUUUGUCAUUUCAUCCUACUGGUGAUUUUUUAGUUGUUGGAACCAAUCAUCCAGUAGUCAGAUUAUACGAUGUUAAUACGGCACAGUGCUUUGUCUGUAGUAUACCAAGUCAUCAACAUACUGCUGGAAUAACUAGUAUUAAGUAUUCCCCUGAUGCAAAAACUUAUGCAUCAGCUGGUAAAGAUGGAAGUAUCAAAUUGUGGGAUGGUGUAUCAAAUCGAUGUAUAAAUACCUUUGUGAAAGCACAUGAUGGCUAUGAAGUAUGUUCAGUAACCUUCACAAGAAAUGGAAAGUAUUUACUAUCAUCAGGAAAAGAUUCUUUGAUUAAAUUAUGGGAACUCUCUACUAGCAGAUGCUUAAUAGCAUAUACAGGUGCUGGAACCACAGGUAAACAAGAACAUAAAGCUCAAGCUAUUUUUAAUCACACUGAAGAUUAUGUGAUGUUUCCCGAUGAAGCCACAACGUCGUUAUGCGCAUGGAAUUCUCGAAAUGCAUCUAGAAAACAAUUACUAUCAUUGGGACAUAAUGGUCCAGUAAGACUGAUUGUUCAUUCUCCAACUGCUCCGGCAUUUUUGACGUGCAGCGAUGAUUUCAGAGCAAGAUUUUGGUUUAGAAGAAUGCCAACUCAUUAGAUUGAUAGUUAAAAGGCAAAUAUUUGUCUUAAACAUAACAAAAUUUAACGAGUUCGGUAAUAUUUAUAACUUCAGAUAUGAUUAACAGGCAGAGUGAUAGUCAUUUAAGCAGUGAAAGGGAAAAUAUCGGAUGGUGAACGACAUGAAAAAUUGUACAGGAAAAUAUUGUGCAACUUUCUCCAAUGGACAAAUAUCUAAUCGCUAUGCAUUGAAGCGAUAAACGAUUACUCGCAUAGCAUAUGUUAAAAUGAUAUGAUAUAAUUUUAUAUCAUUGUGUAUAUUCGUUCCGUUUUGCUUGAAAGUAAAA